Molecule: messenger RNA, 1918 nt
Organism: Nanorana parkeri
Lineage: Eukaryota; Metazoa; Chordata; Amphibia; Anura; Dicroglossidae
Product: relA-associated inhibitor-like
Exons: 8
Coding region: 28-1836 (602 amino acids)
Biological process (GO): positive regulation of cell differentiation; regulation of transcription by RNA polymerase II
Molecular function (GO): transcription factor binding
Source: RefSeq, a predicted model, not a curated record
ACACAGGACUCCUCCCCCUUUGUCCCCAUGACGGCACCACCGACUGUCACUUCUAGCAGCACCAUUCCCGUCCUGUCGCUCACCUCCUCCCCCAAUGUGACCAGAAGGUCCCUCCCCUCCGACAAUUCAGACCCAUACCUGUCCAACCCACCCCGGUCCCCCAGGGGCCGUCCAUCGUCCCCCAGGGGCGGUCCAUCGUCCCCCCGCCCCCAGUACUACGACCGGCCUGUCUCCACAUCCUCAUCCCGUCUGUCCUCCGGCUCCUAUGACUACACCAUGGGAACCCGGUCAGCCUCUCCGGUUCCAGAAGCCCAGCUUCCCAUGCCGCGGUACACGGACUGGACCCCGCCUCAGCGACAUCCUUCAACCUAUGAGAUGCCUCCAGGAUUUGCCCCGCCCAGGUUCUCAGGUGAUGAAGCGAGAUGUUUCCCGGCACAUUACGCGAGGAUGGAGCGAGUGUCGCUGGGGGCGGUGCCUCUGGUGAAAGCCUGGAGGGAGAGCAGUCUGGACCCGGCACCCAUGAAAGGCAAGGUGAGUCCAGGUGACAUUGUGUCCUCUGCGGGUGCGACGCGGCGUAUGUGUGAGACAUUGUCCGCUCCUCGGCCCGCACGACCUCCGGCCUCCGUACCGGGCAUGCCGGGCCCUCCCACCGCCCCGGCAGCAUCUCCGCCGGCACCCGAGGAGGUCCCCCGGCCUCUCAGCCCUACCCGUCUCCAGCCGCAUCUCCCGCCGCAGAUGGCCGACGUACAGAGAGUUCUGGAAGAUAUACCGCGGCCCCUGCGGAGGCGGGGCUCCCAGGAACAGACAUCGCAAGCUCCCCUCCUGCCGUCUGACCGCCGCCAAUACCGCCAGAUCAUGGGCCGGCUCUUCGGCAGAGCCGCCCCCAAAGCUUCCCCGGAGCAGCCCAAAGGCGAAGAGAAGCUUCAAGGAUCCGCCCAUAAAGGAAGCUCCGCCCAGGAAGAGCCUCCAGGAGAAGAAGCCUUCAAGAUCCCCGAGGAGCCACGGCCGGAGGAGAAACGCGAGGCCGCCGCCCCUAAACCUGCCGAGGACCCCGCCUACAUCUUCCUGGAGACCUCCGAGUCCAGAGUCGGCGCAACCGCCGCGCUACAGGCUGAAGCGGAACUUCCUGUCCCUGUGGUAGUCAGUGGAGGCCAGCCUCUGGAGCUGCGCUCGGCCCUGAAGGGUCAGACUUCACCCUGCAAGCCCCGCCCCCGCCGCGCCCGCCUGGACCCCCUGAUCCUGCUAUUGGACGGCGCGCUUAGCGGGGAGGUGGACGUGGUCAGUCAGGCAUUGCGAGAGGUGAAUGAUCCGAGUCAGCCCAACGAGGAAGGGAUCACCGCGCUCCACAACGCCAUCUGCGGGGCCAACUUCCACAUCGUCACCCUGCUCAUCAACAGCGGGGCCAACGUCAAUGCGGCGGACAGCCAUGGAUGGACUCCUCUGCACUGCGCGGCUUCCUGUAACGACCUCCAGAUCUGCACCGCGCUGGUGCGUCAUGGUGCCGCCAUCUUUGCCACGACCUUCAGUGACGGCAGCUUACCGGUGGAGAAGUGCGACCCCUACAGGGAGGGCUACAAGGAGUGCCUGACGUACCUGACUGAGGUGGGGGAGUGUAUGGGGGAGACGCAGAGCGGAGUGGUGUACGCCUUGUGGGAUUACUCCGCAGAGUUUGCUGACGAGCUGUCUGUACGAGAGGGGGACUCGGUCACGGUCCUGAGGAAGGACGGCGAGGGCGGCACCUGGUGGUGGGCGGCUCUCUGCGGACGGGAGGGCUACGUUCCACGCAACUACUUCGGGAUGUAUCCUCGGCUCCGCCCCCAGCGCAGUCCUCUGUAACAGAAGAACAAAACUCCGAUCUGGUCAUUACUGGAGGACCCGACCUGCGUGUGUAUGUAGAGGUGUCUGCGUGAUCGCUGCG